Aphis gossypii (cotton aphid) is the source of this 1673-nucleotide messenger RNA. RefSeq names its product ER membrane protein complex subunit 2-A-like. The record is from RefSeq and is a predicted model, not a curated record. The transcript is spliced from 8 exons. Gene Ontology annotation, cellular component: EMC complex. The coding region runs from base 187 to 1050 and encodes 287 amino acids. Gene Ontology annotation, molecular function: protein binding. Gene Ontology annotation, biological process: protein folding in endoplasmic reticulum. Lineage: Eukaryota; Metazoa; Arthropoda; Insecta; Hemiptera; Aphididae.
CAACUCAUUACACAAAAUAAAUUAUAAUAAUUGUAAUUUAUUAAGUAUCUACGUUGAAAAUAUUCCAUUAAUUAAUAUUUUUUCUACUGAGCACCGUUAAUCAAUAGUCAUUAAGAAUUAUUGUUCAUUUUUUGACAUUUCCACUAUCCCGUUCUUUAUAAUUUAAUUUUCAGUAUAAUUAGAAUCAUGGUCAAUUUUAGUGAAGCUCAAGAAAAACUUAAGAAAUAUAGAGAGGACAAUGAGCGUAAGAGUAAAGAGGUAUUGGAAUUAUGGGAUUCAUCUGUCAAACAUAAAAUUAAUCAAUUAGGAAAUGAUCGUUACUUAGUUUUAGAACAAGUAUUAAUAGCUGCAUGCGAUUGUAACCGCAUUGAUGUUGCCAAAGCAUGUUUACAAAUGCUCCUUAAUAAAUUCCCCGAUAGUCUAAGAGUACGUAGACUGGCAAUAACAAUACUAGAAGCAGAGGAAAAAUAUGAUGAAGCAUUAGAAUCUCUUGACAAACUCAUCAAGGCAGAUGAAACCAAUGCUCAAACCAGAAGACAUAAAGUGGCUAUAUUAAAAGCUAAAUGCCAAAUAAGUGAAGCCAUAAAAGAACUUGUUGAAUAUCUUAAGAAGUUUAUGGUAGACCAAGAAGGUUGGCAAGAAUUAAGUAAUUUAUACUUGUUGGAAGGAGAGUAUGCAAAAUCUGCAUAUUGUAUGGAAGAAAUGAUUCUACAUAAUUCUCAGAAUCAUUUAUAUCAUCAACGAAAUGCUGAUAUACGAUAUACACAAGGAGGUGCAGAAAAUUUGGAAUUAGCACGUGCUCAUUAUUCAUAUGCUAUUCUUCUUAACCCUAACAAUGUUCGAGCUUUGUAUGGAUUAUACUUGACUGCUCGCAGUUUGAUGUCAUCACAAAAAAAUAAUCAAACAAAAAAAAAUACAUUCAAAAAAAUUGCUACAUUGUCAUUAAAACGAGUUGAACACAUGUACAGUGAGAAAAGACAAUUAAAUAAAAAAGAUCAGUUGUUUGAACUCGAAACAUUAAUGGGAUGGUUGCAUUUGAGCUUAAAUUAAACUAGUCUUAAGUAUUUGAUAUAACUAUAUUAAUUAUUAUUUUUAAUUCAUAUUUUUAUUAUUUUUUUUUUUUUUUUGUUUUUUGGGAGGCAUUUUUUAAGAUAAUAUGCCUAAACUUCUCUAUGAGAAUGUUAACUUUAUUUCAUACAAAGUAACGUGUUUAGCCAAUAUGUUUAAAAACAUUUUCUGAAUUUAUUUCUUUUUGGUUUCUAUCAAAUGAUUAGUAUAUUAUUAUUUAUUAAUAUAACUGUUUUUUUCUGUGAUCAACUUCAUUGUUGUUUCCACAAAUUGUAUUGAUCGUUUUAUAUUAUAUUAUUAUUUCUUAAUUAACUAUACAAAAGUAAUAAGAACAAAUUAACUAACAAAUAGUUAUCAAUAAAAUUCAAAAACUGCCACAAAUACUGCUGUACUUACAGUAUUUCAAUGCAACAACGAUUACACUACCUUGUAGACGAGGUAAUUCAACAAUAUUUCGUUUCAACUGCUAUUUAAUGUCUAGUAAAUAUUAAAAAAUGUGACAUUUACUCCUAAGAAAAUAAUAUUGUAUAAUUUAAUAGACUUUAAUAUUUUUUAAGUUCUGUUUAUUCAAACAUAUUUAGUAAAAUAAAUUAAACUGAUUUCAA